Molecule: messenger RNA, 1417 nt
Organism: Lytechinus variegatus (green sea urchin)
Lineage: Eukaryota; Metazoa; Echinodermata; Echinoidea; Temnopleuroida; Toxopneustidae
Gene: jmjd7
Product: bifunctional peptidase and (3S)-lysyl hydroxylase JMJD7-like
Exons: 8
Coding region: 252-1235 (327 amino acids)
Molecular function (GO): 2-oxoglutarate-dependent dioxygenase activity
Source: RefSeq, a predicted model, not a curated record
GCGCUUCGUAGAGAAGAAGGGAAAUUCCCUUACCAGAGAGAGAACGUGUGCCACGAUCGUGAUCAACUGUUGUUGAUGUUGCAAGGCUUUGCAGCCAGCACACAGCACUAACAACACCUAGACUAAGGACAACACUAAACACCGUAGCCCGUGGACAUUGCGACUUCAAGUUCGGCCAACCAUUUAAUCACACACCCAAAUGUCUCUAUAUAGAGUUCUAGACACUCCUAGCCAGUCUCAUUAACAUUGACAUGGAUUCUGUUCAGGAUGACUGUUUGUCUAGAUUAGAACAAGAACCAUCAAUUGAGGAUUGUUUCAGACAAUUAGCUGAGGAAGCUCGGGAAUUAUAUCUGUCGCCCGACGUGCCACGUUUGACUAAGCCGCCGACACCCUUAGAGUUCUACCGUGAUUAUGUAACCCCAAACCGACCUGUCAUCAUAGAGAAUGCAUUCAAUGACUUUCCUGCUCUUACAAAAUGGUCAAUACCAUACUUCAGAGAGCACUUCAACGAUAAGAUCCUCACUGUGGCCGUCACGCCAAACGGCUAUGCUGAUUCUGUCUGCGGAGAUUACUUUGUUUUGCCUGAGGAAAGGGAGAUGCCAUUUUCAUCUUUUUUAGACAUUAUGGAGGGAAAAUCGGAGCAAAAAGGUGUCUAUUAUGUCCAGAAGCAGAACUCAAAUUUGACCUGUGACUUGAAAGAGUUAGUAGAAGACAUCAAAGAGGAUAUACCUUGGGCAUCAGAAGCAUUUGGGCAGAAGCCAGAUGCUGUCAACUUCUGGAUGGGUGGUCAUGAAGCAGUCACUUCUAUGCAUAAGGACCAUUAUGAAAACCUGUACUGUGUUAUACAGGGCGCAAAGAACUUCAUCUUACAUCCACCUACCGACAGACCAUUUAUACCAUAUGGAAACUAUGCCCAAGCAGCUUACAAGGAAAUCAAAGGUGAAUUCCAGAUAGUCCCUGACCCAGGAGGUCACACUGUUCCAUGGAUCGCCGUUGACCCAUUGAACCCUGACCUCGAUCGACAUCCAGAGUACGGUGAGGUCAAUCAGAUCAGGUGCACGGUGCGUCCGGGUGAGAUGCUGUAUCUUCCAUCGUUGUGGUUCCACCAUGUUAGCCAGGAAGAUCAAACUAUAGCAGUUAACUACUGGUAUGACAUGGAAUAUGAUAUCAAGUAUAAUUACUUCACGGCUCUAGAGAAAAUGGUCAAGGUCGUCAGAUCAGAAGGGAAGAGAUGACAGGAAACCAAUCAUCUUUAUUAAUUUCAGUUCAUUAAUAGGUGGUAUGAAGUACGCCAAAAAGACCGCAUUUACUUGCUGGGUACAAACAUACUUGCAGGGAAAAAUUGGGGGUUUCGGGGCAAUUUCACCCCUGAAAUGCUCAGAUGAUCCCUGGUGGGUGUUUCAUAAAGCUGUUUGUA